AUGCAGACAUCAGAACCUUCAUUUCGAUUACUGGGCCCUCUCCUCCCCGCUGGCGCGUCCCUCGAGAGACAGACAAAUGCGCAUCCCCAGGUACCUACCAACUUCGUGAGCAACGGGCGGGCAGCGACUGGCUGGCGGGCAAGACCUGCUGCAUUCACUGUAGGCGCGCGGAACCAGGUGAAACGGCACCUGGACAUGCAUGACGGCAGUCUAGUGCCGGGAUUGGACGACAGCGGUGGGUGGCCCCCUGAUGCUGGUGGGAUGGGAUGGGAUGAGACCCCGGGUUUUGGCUGGUUCCUGGCGAUCGCAGUCCACUCGUCAAAUGUGAAGCACUGA
Clonostachys solani is the source of this 336-nucleotide messenger RNA. The record is from the annotation of a GenBank genome assembly. NCBI's taxonomy places the organism in Eukaryota, Fungi, Ascomycota, Sordariomycetes, Hypocreales, Bionectriaceae.